GUGAUGCUAAGCUCAUUACUACACGCGCCACCACUCUCUUCCCUCUCCGCCUCUCUUCCCCGCCUCUUCUCCACGCGCGCUGCCAUGGCCGCCACCUCAGCUCGAAUCGCAGUUGUCGGCGACGUCCAUGAUCAGUGGAAUCUAGAAGAAGACACAAAAGCGCUUCGAUUUCUGCAGCCGGAUUUGGUGCUUUUUACAGGUGAUUUUGGUGAAGAGAACAUUGAACUGGUUCGGAGUGUUGCAAAUCUUGAAUUUUCUAAAGCAGUUAUUUUGGGAAACCAUGAUGCAUGGCAUACAAAGAAGUUUUCAGGAAAGACAAAAGACGGCGUUCAACUUCAGCUAGAAUGUCUUGGCGAGGAACAUGUAGCUUAUCGACGUUUGGACUAUACUACAGUAAAACUGAGCAUUGUUGGCGGACAACCUUUUUCUCAUGGGGGAAACCAGUUAUUUCGGAUGAAGCUUCUGUCUGCGAGGUAUGGAUUCUGGAUAAUUGUGUGUUAUAUUUUUGGACGUGCUGUAGUAAGAGUGUGA
Molecule: messenger RNA, 531 nt
Organism: Fragaria vesca subsp. vesca
Lineage: Eukaryota; Viridiplantae; Streptophyta; Magnoliopsida; Rosales; Rosaceae
Exons: 7
Coding region: 4-531 (175 amino acids)
Source: RefSeq, a predicted model, not a curated record